AUAGCAAACAUGGAGCGAACGAACAGCAUAAGAAGAAAGACCGUAGCGAGACAACAUAAGACAGAAGUCAUGAUUGCGGGAGAACAGCUCAGGUUGAGGCUUCACGACGGAAAACUGAUCAAGGAUAGGCGGUACCACCUGCGGACGUAUCCCAACUGCUUUGUGGCUCAGGAGCUGAUUGACUGGCUGGUGAGUCACAAGGAGGCUUUGGAUCGAGCGACGGCCGUUUGUCUCAUGCAGCACCUCAUGGACCACGACAUCGUUCAUCACGUCUGUGACAAGAGACCUACAUUUAAGGACGCCAAACUGUUGUAUCGUUUUCGCAAGGAUGACGGCACGUUUCCCUUCAACACUGAGGUGAAAGUCUUCAUGCGAGGACAAAGGUUGUAUGAAAACCUCGUCGCCGACAAAAACUCCAUCCUGCAGCUGAGGGAGGAGCACGGGGCUUCGUAUCAGCGCUCGUUUCCGGGCUGCCAGCUGAUUGACUGGCUCCUGCAGAGCGGGGAGGUGGAGAGCAGGCGUCAGGGAGUGGACUUGAGUCGGGCCCUGCAGGAGCACGGCAUCAUUCAACACGUGACAAAGAAGCAUGACUUCUUCGACAGUGGGCUCCUCUAUCAGUUUUGCAUCAAUUUCCGUCGCCGCCGGCGCCUGUCUGAGCUGUUACAUGAAAGGGAGCAAGAGAAUGACGGGGCUUCCAUCCAAGAGGAAAACAAUCUCGACAGUCCAUUUUGUCGACACAAAGACCCCAUCCAGGAGCUCAACAGUGCUUUUCAAUCUAUUGGGCCGAAUAAAGACAUAAAGCAGAUCACAGGUGGCCGGAGAUCCAGCCUGACUUCCAUCCAGCUUCAUUCUGGCGGGUUUCAAACACUCGGUCAGCUCUCUUCAAACUCAGUCGUGAGAUCCAAUCCUAAAUCAGUUUUAAAAAGACAUGUUGCAUGUGAGGAGCUACUGGCCCCUGGAGCGCCCUUCAUCAAGAAAGUGCUUACGGUGAUCGGGGACGCCCUGGGCUGGGGCAUUGUGGUCAGAGGCAGGGCUCCCUGCUACGUUCAAGCCGUGGAUCCUGGCAGCCCUGCGGCAGCUGCUGGAGUUAAGAUACGGCAGUUUGUGUGCCAGGUGAAUGGCAGGUGUGUUCUUUACCUGGGCUACAAGACGGUGACCAGGCUGGUGAUGACUGGGCCUCGUGUCGUUGUGCUAGAGGUCAUGGAGGAACUGGAAUGAAAAUAACGUCUGAACAACAAUAAUAAUAAUAAAUCUUGAAUAUGAUUGUGAAUAAGAAAAAAAAGAAACGGGGUUAGGAGGAGUACAAAUACCUCGCUGUUCGUCUGAACAACAGACGGACUGGACUGAAGCCUUCUACCAGAACGGACUGGGCAGAAUGUACUUCUUCUGUUCUUCUGACUUUGCAAUAAGAUGCUGAAGAUCAUCUAUAAAUCUGUUUGGGACAGUAUAAUAUCUUCUGCCAUCAUCUGUUAGGAUAACAAGUGACUGGAAAAAAGGCUAAAGCUGAAAUAAAUAAGGCUGGUUCUGUUCUGGGGACUCCUCUUGAAC
Messenger RNA from Poeciliopsis prolifica (blackstripe livebearer), 1548 nucleotides. Its product is annotated as DEP domain-containing mTOR-interacting protein. The transcript has 9 exons. Gene Ontology annotation, biological process: intracellular signal transduction. The coding region runs from base 10 to 1218 and encodes 402 amino acids. The record is from RefSeq and is a predicted model, not a curated record. Gene Ontology annotation, molecular function: protein binding. NCBI's taxonomy places the organism in Eukaryota, Metazoa, Chordata, Actinopteri, Cyprinodontiformes, Poeciliidae.